Funneliformis geosporum is the source of this 396-nucleotide messenger RNA. The record is from the annotation of a GenBank genome assembly. Lineage: Eukaryota; Fungi; Glomeromycota; Glomeromycetes; Glomerales; Glomeraceae.
AUGGCUGACUGGUCUGAUGCACAAACCCGUAUUCUUAUUGACGAGCGUAGAAAUAGGAACGAAGAAUACUAUGACUUAGGAAGGAACCGAAACAUAUUUUGGGAAAGUAUUGCGACGAGAAUUAAUGAAGGGCAGGGUACAAACUUCCAGGGACAUCAUUGUAAAGAAAAAUUCAGGAACCUUGUUCGGGAUUAUAAUGCGAUGUGUGAGUAUAUGAAUGGAAGUCGAACAGCUCGAAGGAGUCGAACAGGUGCUAAAUAUUUUGAGGAGUUUCGCUCUCACUUUUGGGAAAAACCGGAAGACUCUUUUGAUAGGAUUCGUAAUAUGAACAUUUCUAAUCGUAGAAGAGGCAGAGGAAUUGUUUCACCUGCACCCUCCAUUGAUAUGAUUGAACAG